AUGCCUCCCAAGAAAGCAACCAGCGCGUCCAAGAAGGCGGCGCCCGCUGCCCACGCCUCCUAUCGCGAUAUGAUCAAGGAUGCUAUUGUCAACCUGAAAGAGCGCAAUGGUUCCAGCCGCCAGGCUAUCAAGAAGUAUGUCACGUCGAAUAACAAGGUCACCUUCGCGUCCCAGAGCGCCUUCGACGCUCAGUUCAACAAGGCCAUCAAGACCGGUGUUGAGAAGGGCGAGUUCACCCAGCCCAAGGGCCCCUCUGGACCCGUGAAGCUGGCCAAGAAGGACGCUGCUGUUAAGCCUGCCGCGAAGACCGUUGCUAAGCCCGCGGCCAAGUCAACCACCAAGACUGCCACCAAACCUGCUGCCGCUAAGAAGGCUGCCCCCAAGACUGCCGCCGCCAAGAAGGCCGCUCCUAAGAAGACCGCUACCAAGGCUGCCCCCAAGAAGACUGCUGCUAAGAAGUCUGCUGCCAAGCCCAAGGCGAACUCUGGCAAGGCCCGCAAGACCUCCACUGUGGCUCCCGCUAUCAUUGAGAAGCCCAAGGUUGUUGGCAAGACCAAGUCCGGCCGUGUCACCAAGACCACCGCUCCUCCGACGCCCAAGGCCGCCGCCAAGAAGCGGACCACCAAGAAGUAG
Penicillium cinerascens is the source of this 633-nucleotide messenger RNA. RefSeq names its product histone H1/H5 family protein. NCBI's taxonomy places the organism in Eukaryota, Fungi, Ascomycota, Eurotiomycetes, Eurotiales, Aspergillaceae. Gene Ontology annotation, molecular function: structural constituent of chromatin; double-stranded DNA binding; nucleosomal DNA binding. The transcript is spliced from 7 exons. The coding region runs from base 1 to 633 and encodes 210 amino acids. Gene Ontology annotation, cellular component: nucleosome; nucleus. The record is from RefSeq and is a predicted model, not a curated record. Gene Ontology annotation, biological process: negative regulation of DNA recombination; chromosome condensation; nucleosome assembly.